Molossus molossus (Pallas's mastiff bat) is the source of this 2506-nucleotide messenger RNA. RefSeq names its product solute carrier family 16 member 10 (gene SLC16A10). The transcript is spliced from 6 exons. The record is from RefSeq and is a predicted model, not a curated record. NCBI's taxonomy places the organism in Eukaryota, Metazoa, Chordata, Mammalia, Chiroptera, Molossidae. Gene Ontology annotation, biological process: transmembrane transport. Bases 175 to 1728 code for a protein of 517 amino acids. Gene Ontology annotation, molecular function: monocarboxylic acid transmembrane transporter activity.
CGCCUUUCUCGCGGCAGCCUCGGCGCCCUACGCCGCCCGCCCACCCGGGGCUCCAACAGCCCUCGCCUCGGCCUCGCUAGCCCGCCCGCCGGGUUCUGGGCAGCUCCCCCGGGAGCCCGCCGGGAACUCGCGCCCCUGGUGCUCCCGCGGCGCCCGACGGGGCCGGCUGGGGCCAUGGUGCCCUCCCCUGCGGAGCCCGUCGCCGCGCAGGGCACGAGCGAGGCAGAGUCGCUCGGCCCCGCGCCCGUGGGGGCUGCUCCGCUGCCCGACCUGGGACCCUCAGACAGUCCCGAGGCGGCCGCCGAGAAGGUAGAAGUAGAGGUCGAGUUGGCGGGGCCGGCGGGUGCCGAGCCCCCUCAGCCUCCCGAGGGCGGCUGGGGCUGGCUGGUGAUGCUGGCAGCCAUGUGGUGCAACGGGUCGGUGUUUGGCGUCCAGAACGCCUGCGGGGUGCUCUUCGUGUCCAUGCUGAAGACCUUCGGGUCCAAGGACGAUGACCAGAUGGUCUUCAAGACAGCAUGGGUAAGUUCUCUCUCCAUGGGGAUGAUUUUCUUUUGCUGCCCAAUAGCCAGCGUCUUCACAGACAUAUUUGGUUGUCGGAAAACAGCUGUUGUGGGUGCUGCUAUUGGAUUCAUUGGACUCCUGUCCAGUUCUUUUGUAAGUUCCAUCGAACCUCUGUACCUUACCUAUGGAAUCAUAUUUGCCUGUGGCUGCUCCUUUGCAUACCAGCCUUCAUUGGUCAUUUUGGGACACUAUUUCAAGAAGCGCCUUGGACUUGUGAAUGGCAUUGUCACUGCUGGCAGCAGUAUCUUCACAAUUUUGCUGCCUUACCUUUUAAGGGUUCUGACCGAGCGUGUGGGCCUCUUUUACACACUGAGGGUCCUCUGCAUCUUCAUGUUUGUUCUCUUUCUGGCGGGCUUUACUUACCGACCUCUUAUUCCCCGUGUCAGAGAUAAAGAGAGUGGAAUCAAAGGGGGCAACAGAUCCGCCCUCUUUCAAAGGAAAAAGUUCAGUCCUCCAAAAAAAGUUUUCAAUUUUGCCAUCUUCAAGGUGACGGCUUAUGCAGUGUGGGCAGUUGGAAUACCACUUGCACUUUUUGGAUAUUUUGUGCCUUAUGUUCACUUGGUGAAAUAUGUGAAUGAGAGGUUUCAGGAUGAAAUCAAUAAGGAGGUGGUUCUCAUGUGUAUCGGCAUCACUUCAGGAGUCGGACGGCUGCUCUUCGGCCGGAUUGCCGACUACGUGCCUGGCGUGAAGAAAAUUUAUCUACAGGUACUCUCCUUUGCCUUCAUUGGUCUGAUGUCCAUGAUGAUCCCCCUGUGUAAUGCCUUUGGGGCCCUCAUAGCUGUCUGUCUCAUCAUGGGCCUCUUCGAUGGAUGCUUCAUUUCAAUUAUGGCCCCCAUUGCCUUUGAGUUAGUUGGUGCCCUGGAUGUUUCCCAAGCAAUUGGAUUUCUGCUCGGAUUCAUGUCUAUACCCAUGACUAUGGGCCCACCCAUUGCAGGGUUACUUCGUGACAAGCUGGGUUCCUAUAAUGUGGCAUUCUACCUCGCUGGAAUCCCUCCCCUUAUUGGAGGUGCUGUCCUUUGUUUUAUUCCCUGGAUCCAUAGUAAGAAGCAAAGAAAGACCAAUAAAACUACUGGAGAAGAAAAGAUGGAGAAAAUGCUGGAAAACCAGAACUCUCUGCUGUCAAGUUCAUCUGGAAUCUUUAAGAAAGAAUCUGACUCUGUUAUUUAAUGUCUUAUAUACCUUCACCAGACUGGACUUGCUUUUAGAAGUUUAAGCAAGUUUUCCUUUUAUAUGAAUUGCAAAUUUCUUAUUUUUUUAAUCACAUCCUAACAAUAGCAUAAUAAUGGAAAAUAGAACACUUACUACUACAAGAACCCUUUUCUGCCACUGAAUAGCUGUCUGAUAUUUACAUGAGUCUGAGGACAGAUACUCUGGUCCAUGAAAACAUGUCUGAAAGUCAAAUAUGAGAAUUUGAACCUGUCUCAGUAAAAAGUAACUUUGGAAACUGUGAAUGCUAUUUAGCUUCUACAAAUAUUUAAUACCUCAAGCCAUACUGAAAAGGUUGUAGUUUGGUUAGAACUGGGAAUAUUGUUUGUUGUCUCAUGCUGUUUUUAGUUCUGGUAUCUAUCUCUAUUUUAAUUUCUUCUGCUAUUUGGAAACUGUUUACAAAAUUUAAGCCUGGAUUCUAGAUAAUGUGAGAUCUACCUAAACCUUAAGUCUGUGUUGAAGUUCCCUGCCUGCCUGCUGUUAAAUAGACUUUGAAAUGAAGGUGUUCUGACAUGCUCUAUUGUCAGGGAUUUCUUGGAGCAGAUGCUAACAGUGCGUUCAAAAUGAAUAUGUGAGAUGAAAAGGAUCGUGUUCAUAAGGGCAGCGCAGUUCAAAAAUCAGGCAUUUCUUCCAUUUACAUUUAUUCCCUUUGGCUUUGCAGUGUGUUUUACUUGAGUCGCCACAAAUGCCCUAAAUUUCUGAAUUUGUUUAAAUUGUAACAAUAAAGUUAAAUAGAAUG